AUGGCUCGCUUGGUUGACCUCGUCUUGCUGUCGUUGCUGCUGUUUGCUGCCACGCCCGGGGUGGCGUGCGCAUUCUUUGACAAUCUCGCUGCCCCCGUCACGUACCAAAGCGGGACUGAGAUUCCCAUUACGGUGAACUCGCUGACGUCCAGUCGAGGUCUGCUCCCGUACAAUUUCUACUCCGUCAAGACCUGCCAGCCCGAUGCACGGCGAAUGGGGGAUGAGCGCGUCCGCGAAAACCUUGGCGAGAUUAUUCUCGGCAACCGCAUCUUGCCCUCCAUGUACUCCGUGAAGGUUGGGGAGAACGUUACCUGUCGGGAGGUCUGCUUCGUGGCGUACUCCGUCGAGGACAUGGAGCGACUCAAGAAACUCAUUGACCAGCACUAUCGUGCUCACAUGUUUCUUGACAACCUCCCACUGCUGGAAAGGCCCGGCGCGGGCGAGGGCAGCCCCCGUCUCCGCAUUGGCUACCGCCUUGGCGUGCCCGCGGCAAAAAAUCGAUCUACGGCGACUAUCAUUCACAAUUACCUCAGUUUUAAGGUGACCCACAGGCCGGUGGGGGACGGUGCACACGCGAUUACCGGCUUUUACGUUACACCAAGUUCUGUAAACGUACUCACAGGCUGCCCAGAUACGGCGGUGGCGGGAGAGGGGCUGCUUCGGCCCGUAACUUCCGAAACAAUGGACGUGAAGUACUUUUAUUCCCUGUCAUGGGAGUUGGAUACGUCGAACGUGGAUGGAUUUCUGUCGACGCGGUGGGACGUGUACGCUCGUGCAAGUCAUCCCGCGGGAAAGCGAGGCCACUUGAUGGCAAUCAUUAAUUCCCUCGCCUUACUCACCUUUCUGGGAAUUCUCGUCAUGGUUAUUUUGGCGCGAACCGUUCGCAAAGAUUUGUUGAGCUAUGCAGAUAACGGAUUGGCUGAGGAGAAUGCAGAAGAAUCUGGAUGGAAGCUUGUGCGUGGUGACGUGUUUCGCGCACCCCAAGAGGCUUUGCUUUUCACCGCCUUUGUCUCUACUGGCUGCCAAGUGAUUUUUAUGGCCAAUGUCUUGCUUCUUGCGGCGUUUCUGGGUGUCGUGCGUCCAGCACAGCGUGGUCACCUUUUGACCAGCCUCAUCAUCUUUUUCUGCUUAUCCAGCUGCAUCUCUGGCUAUGUGGCAGGCAGGCUGCUUAAGUUUUUCCGUAAACAAAGCUGGAAAAACGGGUUCGUCGCGGUGACUUUGGUUCCUGCAUGCUUGUUGGGCAUCUAUCUCUUUGCCAACCUGAUCACAUGGGCAAAACAUGCGAGUACCGCCAUUCCCUUUGCAACGCUUCUGGUUGUUCUCUUUUUGUGGACUGUCGUGCCCAUUCCACUGGCCUUCUUGGGGAUCUCCGCCGGGUUUCGUUCUGCAAUGCUAAGCGUGCCGGCGAAGGUGAGCAGCAUUCCGCGCCUCGUACCAGAGAAGAGUGCGAGUAAGCGUUACCUCUACAUUUUUGGGGGCGGACUCGUCCCUUUCACCGCGGCCUUUGUAGAGGUUGUUUACGUUCUGGGCUCUUUUUGGAGAGGGGAACCGUUUCACUAUUUUGGCUACCUGGCUGCCAUUCUCUUUGUCAUUGCCUUUAUUUGCGCCGAGGUGACGGUGGUUGUGGUCUACGCGAUGCUCUCCGACGAGGACUACGAGUGGUGUUGGGUGAGUUUCCUGACCUCGGGCAGCUGCGGCCUCUACUUUUUUAUCUACAGCCUUGUCUACCUCUUUGUGGCGCUCGAGAUACGCCAGCUGCUCUCCAUGGUGCUGUUCUGCGUGUAUACCAUGGGCCUCUCCAUCCUGCUGGGCGUGACGCUCGGGACGCUGGGCUUUCUCGCAUCUGCCCUAUUCGUGCGAACCAUCUACGGCGCAAUCAAGGCGGACUAA
Trypanosoma conorhini is the source of this 1890-nucleotide messenger RNA. RefSeq names its product endosomal integral membrane protein. The transcript has a single exon. NCBI's taxonomy places the organism in Eukaryota, Euglenozoa, Kinetoplastea, Trypanosomatida, Trypanosomatidae. The coding region runs from base 1 to 1890 and encodes 629 amino acids. The record is from RefSeq and is a predicted model, not a curated record. Gene Ontology annotation, cellular component: membrane. Gene Ontology annotation, biological process: protein localization to membrane.